Messenger RNA from Rotaria sordida, 903 nucleotides. The record is from the annotation of a GenBank genome assembly. Lineage: Eukaryota; Metazoa; Rotifera; Eurotatoria; Philodinida; Philodinidae.
AUGGGUCGAAUCUAUAGUUUCAUUAUUCUUAUUAUAUUUCCAAUAUUAUUUUUCAUUAUAUCAAUAUAUUAUUGUUUAUAUUCGUCACCAACACAUUAUGAAAUAAUUAUUACUCAAUAUACUAUUCCAAUAACAGAAUUAAAUUAUAGUAACAUAUCCAUUCCACUCAAUAUCAUUCAAACAGGAAUGGAUAAUAGUGAUGGUUGGCGAAAUGUUCAAUCAUUUAGAGAACUUAAUCCAAAGCAUUCGUAUUUAUUUUUUACUGAUAUAGAAGCAGAAAAUUUUGUUCGUAAACAUAUGUCAUCAGAUGUUAUUCAUGCUUAUGAAAUUAUGCCAAUGACCAUAUUAAAAGCAGAUUUUUUUCGAUACAUUGCAACUUAUAUACUCGGUGGUGUGUAUUCGGAUAUUGAUACAGAAUGUUUACGAGCAAUUGAUACAUGGACUGAUAAUCGUACGGAUGUUGGUCUUAUUGUUGGUAUCGAAGCAGAAAGUUCAACAUGGAAAAAAGAUUCUGUUCGACCACUUCAACUAUGUCAAUGGACAUUUGCUGCCAGACCAAAUCAUCCUAUACUUAAACAAAUGAUAGAAAAUAUUUUGAAACAAACAAAAAAAUUUUCUAAUAAACCAAUAGAUCUAUCUGUUGUUACGAAUUGGACAGGUUCAGGCCUUUGGACAGAUACUAUAUUUGAUUAUCUUAAAAAAACAUAUAAUGUCGAAUGGUCUACAUUAACAAAAUUACAAUGUAGUCGACUUAUUGGUGAUGUUUAUAUUUUACCGAUAACAGCAUUUCAACCGUCUGCUUAUAAUAUGGGUGCAAAAGGAAGAAAUGAUCCAGAAGCACGUAUUUGGCAUUAUUUUUACGGAGGUCUGAAACGCGAAUAUCUGAAGAAAGCAAAAACAUAG